Striga asiatica is the source of this 354-nucleotide messenger RNA. The record is from the annotation of a GenBank genome assembly. NCBI's taxonomy places the organism in Eukaryota, Viridiplantae, Streptophyta, Magnoliopsida, Lamiales, Orobanchaceae.
AUGGAUAAAGACUUGCAUGAAGUACUGCCAGCUACAACUACCCAGCUUAAGAGCAUUCUUCAUAGUAUUUUGUCUGAUGAAGAUGCGGAGAAGCUAUCGACAUCUGUGAUUGUAUCAGUUCAUGAUAAUGCUACCGAGUGCAUUACUUCUGGUGCCAAAAAUGAAAGAGACUAUGAAGGUAAUUUAAGAACUUAUAGUGAUUAUGCCAGUUUUGUCUUUCUUUUCCACCAAAAUCUUCAUUUGGAAAAUGAUAUAACAUUUUUAUCUAAAGAACAUUUCGGUCGGAUCAACCUCCCGUUCACUAUUCUGAACAAUUAUUACAUGCUCGAAAUUGCGCAAGUUCUGAGCAAAAUA